Molecule: messenger RNA, 849 nt
Organism: Stereum hirsutum FP-91666 SS1
Lineage: Eukaryota; Fungi; Basidiomycota; Agaricomycetes; Russulales; Stereaceae
Product: Alpha/beta hydrolase fold-3
Exons: 6
Molecular function (GO): hydrolase activity
Source: RefSeq, a predicted model, not a curated record
GAAUCCGAGUACCGUUUGCAGGACUUCCAGGUUCCAGUGGAUGGAGGUGAGAUAUUGGUUAGGUGCUUGACACCCACCCCGGGCGGAAAGACUGGAACGGGGACGUAUCCGCUCCUGGUUUGGUAUCAUCUCUCAGGAUGGCGGCUUGCGAAUAUUGACGUGGAUGAUUAUGAUAUGAGGAUGAGAUGUGUCGAGUUUAAGACUGUUAUUGUCUUGAUUCAAUACAGGCGAGUAGUUUGCGUUCGGCUGUGCCCUGAAAACCCCUUCCCCGCAAGUCCCGAAGACGCCUACACGGGUCUUAAAUGGGUAACUACUCUCUUGGCUGUCGAGAACGCUUCAAAAUUAGGCGCAGAUCCUACCAAGGGUCUCAUCGUCGGCGGCGCGAGCGCAGGAGGGGGUAUGGCCGCCGGCAGCGCUCUUCGUGCGCGCGACGAUCCGUUCUUCGAGGGCAGACCGAUAACGGGACAGAUAUUGAACUAUCCCUGUGUCGUUUAUCCGCCUGCCGUUCCAGAGAAGUUGAAGCCUGAACUUCAGUCUCUUGGGGAUCCGGCAUGCGAUACCGGGGCCCUCAACGCUGCUGAGAUUGAGAUCAUCUUCGCGGAUUUCAAACCCACCGAGCUGAACGAUAUUCGCGUCUCGCCUCUCCUCGCACCUGAGCACAAGAACCUCCCACCCGCACUGGUUCAGGUGUGUGGUAUGGAUCCGUUGAGGGACGAGGGGAUUCUUUAUGAGAAGGUUUUGAGGGAGAGUGGCGUGCAGACGAGGUUGCAUACGUAUGUUGAUGCUGCUUUCUUCUUCUCUCUGACUUGUAUACCUACUCUGGGAUUACUUACGCGUGGUUUGUUCUAA